Molecule: messenger RNA, 987 nt
Organism: Dibothriocephalus latus
Lineage: Eukaryota; Metazoa; Platyhelminthes; Cestoda; Diphyllobothriidea; Diphyllobothriidae
Source: the annotation of a GenBank genome assembly
AUGUUCAUUGCUCCCACCCCGUCUCCAUAUAGGCCUGGUGAACCUUCGGAUGACCUGGACGUUCAAGAGCCUAAGAAAGUGCACAAGGAUGUCAGUCCUGAGCGGCGGCCGGUAGUAGUGGAAGAGACGACGGUGGCGCCAACAACACCUGAAUCUAAGAAGGGUAUGGAUCUGGAGGAGCCGAAAGCGAAAACGGAAGAAACGAAACCCCUGGCACCAGAAUCCCCAGCCUCCACUAAAGCCAGCCCUUCGAAGACAGGACAGGAUGCUGAAAGCAAUAGCGAUGUGGAGGAGGCGACAAAGAAAGGUGAACCGCACAAACCCCCCGCUCAGGUGGCUUCCGUCAAACGGGAAGAAGUUUCCCUCCCUAGUGUCGACACGCGGCCGGCAGCUUCUGAAGCUUCCACCAAAACCCCCAAUGUUCCUGCUCAGUCUUCCACUGCUCCCAGUCGGGUUACUACACCGAAAGAGCCUCCUACAACGUCCCCCGCCUCCAAGCCAUCGGACUCCAAGAGCAAACCCACCGAGCCCGUGUCAACAGAGUCGUCGAAGCCAUCAUCUGCUAAGACUGCCGCCCCUCCCUCCAAGUCCUUAGAUGUUACGGAGCCCUCUGGGUCAUCUGUCAGUGCCAACUCAAGGAGGCGUAUAGCUCCAGGUGGUGAGCGUCACAACCCAACAGCUAAUCCCCCCUUCGCUUUUUCCCUUGUUUUUCCUCACCUGAGUAGUACACCAGGUCGGAAGGCAAGAACCAACCCCGCAAGUGCAUCAAAAGGUGCAAUCAAAAGUUACAUACCCCUGUCUGCUAUUCCCCUCCACCCCUGGCGUCUACCAAAUCGCUUUCUGCCUUCGCCUCACCCGUCUCAUCAGCAGCCUUUCACACUCUUGGUGAUUUCUCCGAUUUUGCACCCCGCCCCCGCUCUGAACACAGCCAACCAACUCGCUUUCACUAUCCGUUUGUGGUAUCGAUCUCAUUUUGUAACGCUUUAG